Molecule: messenger RNA, 1398 nt
Organism: Colletotrichum chrysophilum
Lineage: Eukaryota; Fungi; Ascomycota; Sordariomycetes; Glomerellales; Glomerellaceae
Exons: 2
Coding region: 1-1398 (465 amino acids)
Source: RefSeq, a predicted model, not a curated record
AUGGCGGCAUUUCUGGUGGUCGCUGCGCUGGCCGUCUGCGCCGGCGCGGCCGCCGGACAGAGACGGUACGCCGCCGUCGACAUGUCACCAGCAGGCGGUGGCGGCGCCCUCGUCCCGCGUUUCUUCAUCGACGAGCCCCGUCUCGUGGCCCGCGACGGGGCUCCUUGUCCCGCGAAUGCGCAUUCAUGCUUCCCGAACCAAUGCUGCUCCAACGAGAACUACUGCUAUGUUAAGCCGAACGGGGACCCGUGGUGCUGCCAGAUCGGCUCCAACUGCGACUCAAAAUGCUCCGCCUCGCAGUACCAAUGCACCACCGUCGUCCCCGUCACGAUAACACCUACCACCACCGGCGACCCGACGGUCACGUCCUCCACCGUGCCCGCCUGCUGCUACCGAGGCUGCCCCUCAACCUCCAACUUCCGCUGCGCAGACCAAUUCGGCGGCGGCUGCUGUCCGUACGGCAACACCUGCGCCUCCUCCAAGCAGUGCAUCCAGACCAUCUCCGCCACGCCGUCCUCCACCGCCGGCGGCCUCACCCCCGCGGACCCGGGCUGCACCGCGACCACCCAGCACGCCUGCGCCGACGGCCAGGGCUGCUGCGACGACCUCAUGCACUGCACCAGCGUCUCCGGCACCGCGGCCUGCGCGCCGGGGAACCCCACCGCCACGGACGUGACGUACGACCCGGACAGCAACGGCGGCGGCGGCGGGCUGUCAGCGGGCGCGAAGGCGGGCAUCGGCGUGGGCGUGUCUGUGGUCGGUCUCGCGCUCGUCGGCGUCUUCGCGUGGUUCUGCCUCGUCCGCCGCCGUCGUCGCCGCGGAGCGACCACCAUGACGGCCUCAUCCCAGCGCAGUGGCGGCGGCGGCGGAGGGCUGAGCAACGUCAUCGGCGGGGGAGCAGCGUCCUCGCGGCCGGGACGCAGCGCGCGCGCCAUGUCGGAAGUGACAUCCGGCUCGCGGCCGACGGCGCGCCGCGGCGCGACGCAGGAUUACUUCGGCCCGGACGCCGUGGCGGGGCCGUACACGGAGACGGAGACGGUGGCGUCCGCCGAGGGGGCGGCGACGGUCGCGUCGUCGCCGGGCCGGCACCGCGGCGUGCCGCUGCAGGCGCACUCGCCGAGCGACGUCGUGGCGCCGGUGGAGAUUGACUCGCGCGUGAAGAGGGGGGCGCCGGCCGCGGUCACGUCUGUGUCGCAGCAGGCGCUGGCUCCGUCCUCGCCGCCGACGACGGAGGGGCGGUUCGAGUUGUACGGGAGCGAGAUGCCGAGCCCGACGUCGCCGGGGAUGCCGUCGCCGCCGCUGAUGACGCCGAGCGCGAGGAGCGUUAGUAUGAUGGAGAGGUCGCCGAUCGACAGGUCGCCUGGACCGGCGCCGAGCCCGGAACCACGGCGGCGGUGA